Molecule: messenger RNA, 1095 nt
Organism: Exophiala viscosa
Lineage: Eukaryota; Fungi; Ascomycota; Eurotiomycetes; Chaetothyriales; Herpotrichiellaceae
Product: acyl CoA binding protein-domain-containing protein
Exons: 2
Coding region: 1-1095 (364 amino acids)
Biological process (GO): fatty acid metabolic process
Molecular function (GO): fatty-acyl-CoA binding
Source: RefSeq, a predicted model, not a curated record
AUGUCGGACUCGGUUGACCGCGUCUUCGUACACGCUUUGGCGACAGUCCGCCGUUUGCCGCGCACAGGAUCGUCUCGGCCGCCGCCGUCGGCUCGCUUACGACUCUAUGGCUUAUACAAGCAGUCGAUGGAGGGAGAUGUCGAGUCCAUCCUUCCCCGACCAACUUUACCCACGGUCUCUCCCGAUCCCAACAGCUCCAAGUCGAAUAACGUCCAUCGGUAUGCCUCCCGAGACCUAAGGAUGCGCGAAGCCGAAGCAGAGAUUGAAAAAUGGGAUGCAUGGCAUAGCUGCGCUGGCAUGUCGCGAACAGAGGCCAAACGACGGUACAUCAGCACCUUGAUAGAAACCAUGAAAGAAUAUGCCAGUGGGACACAGGAAGCGCGCGAGUUGGUAGCGGAGCUGGAAUUCGUCUGGAACCAAAUAAAGAGCCAAAGCGGUAGCUCAGAGGACGAAGAUGUCGACUCCCCUACAAGACGACUCGAGCGAGCAGGCCUAGGACAAACCCAGAGCUUUGGCAGUAUACCGCCUGGCCAGAGUAGCAGAGGGAGUGAGGGGCUUACACGAUUGCAGUCUGCAUCUAAUCAGCUAAGAGUGCUAUCGCCCGUGUCUCAAAGGGCGAGUGAUGAUGUUGUCGAAGGCGAAGAGGUAGAUCCGGACAGCGGCGCGCUCGUUGGCCCUCUGCCCACAACGCAGACACCCGUAUCGGAGCCGGAAUGGAGGACUCGAAUGCAAGAGCUCUUGCGGCAUCUUUCAAAUGAGGUGGCUGCAUUACGCGAACAGUUGUCAGCAAAUCACCUGCUAUCGUCGUCAUCACUUUCACCCUCGUUAACCACUAGGCGGAGGAAGGUAUUUUAUCGAAUCUCGGCAUUCGCAAAAUGGCUGUCUUGGAUUAUUGUUCGACAAAUAAUGUUGGACGCUGGUCUGAUCCUGGCUUUUAUACUCUGGGCGAGGUGGAAGGGCUACAAAGAGCGGACUGUGGAAGACUGGGUCAAACGCAGAUGGAAUGACCUUCGACGAGGAUUGAGCGAUCUCGACACUUGGUUGAGAGGAACGCUGGUGGAGGUGCGAAUACCUGGCGUACCGAAGGUCUUCUGA